Copidosoma floridanum is the source of this 2503-nucleotide messenger RNA. RefSeq lists its product as uncharacterized. Gene Ontology annotation, molecular function: DNA-binding transcription factor activity, RNA polymerase II-specific; RNA polymerase II cis-regulatory region sequence-specific DNA binding. The record is from RefSeq and is a predicted model, not a curated record. NCBI's taxonomy places the organism in Eukaryota, Metazoa, Arthropoda, Insecta, Hymenoptera, Encyrtidae. Gene Ontology annotation, biological process: regulation of transcription by RNA polymerase II.
AUGCCCAGGGCGUUCCUCGUCACCAGUCGUCGGUACAAUGGCACCAACGAAUUCGAAGAAGUAUCAAAAAUUUCAGAAUUCAGCCCAGAGCACGGGGUAAGGUUGGCCGAGUACAGCUGCGCCAGCGGUAGCCACCGCCACCACCAUCAUCAUCAUCAUUAUCACCAGCAGGCGACUUCGGACGGGGCGAGCGAGUGCGCGAGCGAGGAAAGCUCGAGCGAGUGCCCGGAGGAGCUGUACAACCUGACGAAGCUCGCCGAGGUGAGCUUGGCCGCGGCAGCCGGUACCCUGGUCCACCUGCAGGACAACCACCAGCCGAGUUACGAGCCCGAACGCUCGAGAAUGUUCUUCGAGAGGAUCGAGAGCGAGCGCGAGAGCCUCAUCGAGCUCAAGACGCGGAAAGUCAUCGAGCGUGACCACCAUGCCCCCUUGCUCGUCUCCGACGACAAAUGCCAGCCCCACGAGUUUCGGGACACGGUGCUACCGCCCACGCCACCGGCCAGCGAGCCAGAUCCCGUGGGCCCUCGACCAUCGGCGCAACAACACACGAGCGAGGAGCACCACGAGUGCCCCGAUUGCGGCAAGCACUACUCAACCUCGUCCAAUUUGGCUCGGCAUCGCCAGACCCACCGAUCGCUCGGCGACAAGAAGGCUCGCCGGUGCCCCCACUGCGACAAGGUCUACGUGAGCAUACCCGCGUUCAGCAUGCACGUGCGCACCCACAACCAGGGCUGCAAGUGCCACUACUGCGGCAAAUGCUUCUCCCGGCCCUGGCUGCUCCAGGGACACAUAAGGACCCACACGGGGGAAAAGCCGUUCAAGUGCACGAUAUGCAACAAGGCCUUCGCCGACAAGUCGAACUUGCGGGCCCACGUGCAAACCCACUCCAACACGAAGCCGCACGUAUGCGCCCGCUGCGGCAAGGCCUUCGCCCUCAAGUCGUACCUGUACAAGCACGAGGAGUCCUCGUGCAUGAGAUCGCACGCCCACCAGAAGCCCGAGACCACCACCACUGGCUCGGCCGAACCGACCCAGCCGGUGGGGUCGCCGACCAGCGUCAUCGUGCCCCCGCGGGGUUUGCGCUCUGGCAUCUCGAACGUCAUUCAGCACACGAGAUCGACGCGGGUGGAGCGGGACGAGGAUGGGCCCGCUCGUUCGUCCCAGGGUGGUAAGGACCCGUUGUCGAGGCUUAUGGUGGCGAGGACGUCGGUGAUAUCGCCGAAUCCGGAGCACGUGCCGAGGUUGGCCGAGAAGAGGGCGCUGCCCUUCGACUUUGACGAUCCCGUGAGGUUGUCCGCGUUUACGAGGCCCCGGCCUGCCACGACUUUCAACGUGGCGAUCGCUUCCUGAUGCGAUGGUGGUGUGGGUCACGGCGUUACCGCGAGGGUUCUAUGAAAAACGGCGUUACUUGUAUUAGUCGAGGUUUUCCACUUUUUUUUUUUUUUUUACCUAUUUUUUAUGAAAUUUUUUUUAUCGUACCACCCCUCCCGAGAUGACAAUCACCGCACGCGUUGCAAUACUAUACGGAUUUGUCAUGUCUUCCUUAUAGGGACCAUUUAGGUGAUACACUUUUACCAUUUAAGCAGGAAAUGAUAGCACCUUGAUUUAAAACAAUGCGAGAUGGCCAUUUUUUUUUUUUUCUGAUUUUAUCAUACUUUCGUACUUUUGCUAUUUGAAGCUUCGGUAACUAUAAUAUUAUCAAUGUAGAUAUUAGACGUUUGAUAUUAUUAUUAUUAUUAUUAUUAUCAAUAUUUUUAUUAUUAUUAUUACUACUACUCUUGUUACUAUUUAGUACUGCAUCGAAAAUGGCACAGGUAGCAGGCAACGAUACUUAUUGUUCGAGAAAUUGAUGGUCUUUGGCUACCACGUGCAUAUAUAGUAUACACGUGGUAAUCAAAGACUAUUAAUUUCUAUAAGACUAUGUAAUGACUUACGUAGAACAGACUUGAAUACUUUUUUAGUUCGAAUUUUCUUUGCAAAAUCUUUGUUGAAUCUCAAUGAAAUCAGCGAGCAAUUGUUACAUAAAAUAGUGUUUUUAUACGUCAUCCAAUAAUCCUGAUCGAAGGUGCAUAAAGCAAUAAAAGUGUUGCGUGUUAGUAAAGAAAAUCAUUUAAACAAACAAGAUCAUCAUUGACUCCUUUGUGCAUUGCCAUGUAUUUUUGCCAUAACGACUACUUUUUGUCAGAAAAUUUUAAUAAUUAACACUUUUUAUGAACUUGACAGUUUUAAAACGGACUUUUUUUUAUGCUAGUGGCUACAGAGUCGACUAUCUUAAUUAUUUAAAUGUUUACUUAAUUUCUCAAGUGAUUGCACGAAAAUUAACAAAAACGAUAUAAAUUAUAUUUGUCCUAGUCAGUGCAAAAUCAAUGAUUGAGUUGUAAAACUUAACUACAAAUAUUACAAAAGUAUAAACAAGUUAUAACAAACCAUAGACAUCAGGUAAGGGGUUUAAAAUGUUAACGUAAAAUGCCAAAGAGGAGUGUAUUGAAUCAUGCUAAACAAA